ACUUUUGUUUUUUCCUUGAGAAUUUCAGCGGGGAGGAGGGAGUGAAGGGAGAGAGCACGGUAGCCUUUAGCCUCCUCUUUUUUCUUAUUAUGGUACGCGGUUCGGAAGCGGUUGCUAAUCUCUUUGUAAGCUGAACUCUUUUCGCUUUCUCUGUCAAAGCAAUCAACAAGGAGAAAGUGAGAGACUGAAAGUAUUAGAAACAGUAGGAUCAGUCUUCUUGUUUUUCUUCUGAAAGCUUUAGCAAAUGGCGGAGAGGCUGACGGCGGAGUUCAGGGAGGCUUUCAACCACUUCGAUAAGGAUGGCGACGGUUCCAUUACUGCUGAAGAGCUUGGUAUAGUGAUGAGAUCAUUAGGUAUAAAUCCAACAGUAAUGGAAUUGCAAGACAUGAUCAGUAAGGUUGACGCUGAUAAUAGUGGCACCAUUGAUUUCGAGGAGUUCCUGAAUCUUAUGAAAAGCAUAAUGAAAGACAUUAAUUCUGAGCUUAUGGAAGUAUUCCGUAUCAUCGACAAGGAUCAGAACGGCUUCAUUUCAGCAGACGAACUCCAUCAAGUGAUGGCAAACCUUGAAGAGAAACUAACUGAUGAUGGAGUUAAUGAACUUAUACGUGAGGCAGACAGGGAUGGAGAUGGGCAGAUCAACUAUAAGGAAUUUGAGACGAUGAUAUCAGCCAAGUUAGAUAUCAGCCUCCAGCCUAUGGCAAAUAUGCUUUAAAUAUUUCAAAUCAGGUGACAACUCAACACAACUUGAAUGGAAGUGAAGAUAUAGACUGAUAGCAUGUUGGGCUUUGCUGUCCAGUCGAUUAAGUUGUAUGAAGUAAUAGUCGUGAGUUAUUUCUUUAUAUUUACAGUUUAAACACCUCAGGGAGAAUCAUCGCAAUUGGCAUUGUUCAUUCUGAAUGAUUGAUUAUUCUUUAAUGUUCCUUUCAUAUUACUCUAAUGGCAUAAGGAUAUUCUGUUUGUUGAA
Messenger RNA from Dendrobium catenatum, 964 nucleotides. RefSeq names its product neo-calmodulin-like. The record is from RefSeq and is a predicted model, not a curated record. NCBI's taxonomy places the organism in Eukaryota, Viridiplantae, Streptophyta, Magnoliopsida, Asparagales, Orchidaceae. The coding region runs from base 245 to 712 and encodes 155 amino acids. The transcript is spliced from 5 exons. Gene Ontology annotation, molecular function: enzyme regulator activity; calcium ion binding.